Messenger RNA from Macroventuria anomochaeta, 975 nucleotides. RefSeq names its product Aldo/keto reductase. The transcript is spliced from 4 exons. Gene Ontology annotation, cellular component: cytosol. Gene Ontology annotation, biological process: D-xylose catabolic process. Gene Ontology annotation, molecular function: D-xylose reductase (NADPH) activity. NCBI's taxonomy places the organism in Eukaryota, Fungi, Ascomycota, Dothideomycetes, Pleosporales, Didymellaceae. The record is from RefSeq and is a predicted model, not a curated record. Bases 1 to 975 code for a protein of 324 amino acids.
AUGGCCGCCAACACUCCGUACGUAACGCUCAACGAUGGGAACAAAAUGCCGCAGGUCGGUUUUGGACUGUGGAAGGUCGACAACGCCACCUGUGCGGAUACCGUAUACAACGCCAUCAAGACUGGCUACCGACUGUUCGACGGAGCAUGUGACUACGGCAACGAGAAGGAAGCUGGAGAAGGUGUUGCACGUGCCAUCAAGGAGGGCCUUGUGAAACGUGAGGAUUUGUUCAUUGUCUCCAAGCUAUGGCAGUCUUUCCACGACUACGAUAAGGUUGAGCCCAUUACCAGGAAGCAGCUUGCUGACUGGGGGAUUGACUACUUUGACCUGUGGGUCAUUCACUUCCCUGUAGCCCUCAAGUAUGUCGCUCCUGAGACUCGUUACCCUCCUGGCUGGUACUACGAUGAUGCCUCGACCAAGAUCGAGCACAGCAACGCAAGGCUUGAGGACACUUGGAGAGCGAUGGAAGACGUGCAGAAGAAGGGUCUCGCAAAGAGCAUUGGUGUCUCAAACUACAAUGGUGCACUGUUGCUCGACAUGUUCACAUAUGCGAAGGUCAAGCCCGCGACACUUCAGAUCGAGCACCACCCCUACUACGUCCAGCCCAACCUGCUCAAGCUCGCUGAGCAGUAUGGCAUCGCCGUCACCGCAUACUCGUCGUUUGGGCCUCAGUCAUUCCUUGAGUGCGAUAUGAAAGUCGCUGCAGACACACCUCUACUGUUUGAUCACCCAGUUAUCACAAAUAUCGCAGAAGCACAUGGCAAGACGCCAGCACAGGUACUCCUGCGUUGGUCGACACAGCGUGGCUUGUCCGUCAUUCCCAAGAGUAAUUCCCAGCACCGUCUGCAGCAGAACUUGGAUGUGACAAGCUUCGACUUGAAGUCAGACGAGAUCCAGCAGAUCUCAGAUCUGGAUAAGAACUUAAAGUUCAACGUACCCACGAACUAUGGCAUCCCCUGCUACGUCUUUGCUUGA